Coturnix japonica (Japanese quail) is the source of this 768-nucleotide messenger RNA. NCBI's taxonomy places the organism in Eukaryota, Metazoa, Chordata, Aves, Galliformes, Phasianidae. The record is from RefSeq and is a predicted model, not a curated record.
CUCCCAGUACCAUCCAUCCUUAGUGCCUCCAAGUCGUCGGGUUUGUGGAAUCAAGAAGAAGAACGAAAACGACAGGAGAAAUGGCAAAAGGAGCAGGAUCGUUUACUGCAGGAGAAGUAUAAACGGGAACAAGAAAAACUGAGGGAAGAAUGGCUACGAGCUAAGCAAGAAGCAGAAAAAGAAAACUCCAAAUAUUUAGAUGAGGAACAAACUGUUAUAACCUCAAACACAAUCUCAGUCUCUACACGAGCUCCAUCUGCCUCCAGCUGGAGGGCAAGCCCUGAAGUGAGUACUCCUGAGGAGCCAGAAGGAGAUGGAGGAAGUGAGCUGGCAGCACACUUGCUGGCCAAGGAAGAAGAAAGGAGGCUUCAGGAGGAAGAAGCAGCCCUGCGUUUUGAGCGAGAAAGGGAACUCCAAGAACUAGAGCUUGAGAGACAACGUAAAGAGAGGGAACAGCAGUAUGCUGAGGAGCAGAGACGGCGAGCGGAGAUGGAGGAGCAGAGGCGGCGGGCAGAGAUGGAGGAGCAGCGGCGGCGGGCAGAGAUGGAGGAGCAGAGGCAGCAAGCAGAAAGGCAGAAGGAUAUGUCAGUGGAGACGUCUCAUUACCAAAGACGUUACGAACGCUAUGAAGUAUCUAAAACAACAGAGAACCGACCUGGCCAACCUCUCAUUGACAGGCAUUAUGAACGCUAUGAAUCUUCCAAAACCAUUGAGGAGCGACCUGGUCAGUCAUUUUCUGACAGGUAUGUGUAAUACUGAAGUUCAGCA